GACGCAUGCGCAGUAGCUAAAGCUUGUGUUGUCUCGCUGCAGAAGUUAUUUACCUGCUUCUCCCAUUGUUUUGUUAUUGUUUUAAACAUUUCAACAAUCAGAUUUCUACAUUCAUAAUAUUUAAACUAUGCUGUGAUUAAUAUGGAAACUGGAGAUGCAGACUGGAGUAACCUGAGUCUAGGAGACCGGGAUGACUCAGUACUUGGGAGCUUCCAAAAGCAGGAUGAAUCUUCAAUGGGGUCCAUUGAUAAUAGAUCUGAUCAGGGAGAUGAUGAUUUUGCUAGCUCGUUAGGAAUGUAUGAUGGUUACGACAGCUACAACGAAAGUGGAAUAAGUUCAGAUAAUGAUGACUUGGAUGAUUCUUUACUGGAUGAUGAAAUCUUUGACAAUGAAGGAGUUUCAAAAUACAGGUUUCUCAACAACAAAGAAGGAAUGGCUACAUGUGAGAGAUGUGGUUCAGUGGGUGUCAAACAUGCCUUCUAUUCAAAGUCUAAGCGCUUUUGUAGUCUUUCAUGCUCACGGAGCUUUGCUACUCAUCAACGUGAGGGGAAACCUUCAACACCAAAGCUUAAUUUGCCCUCUGCUGUAAAAAAGGGCAAGCCAGGAUCUAAGAAAAUCAACCCAAAGACACAGCCAAACCUGCUCAAAGCAUCUUUACGAGGUGAAACAGGUCGGGUGUUUGAUUGGGGUCCUUACUUGAUCAGUAGCCAAGCCAAUGCAGCUUCUGUCUCUUGUUUCAAGCAUGUACCUAUGCAUGAUUGUUGGGAGCAAAUGGUAGAUGGUGUUCUUGUGGAAGUGCCUAACACAGACCUAGAAGUGGGUAAAGACAUCAGGGUAUAUUGGAUUGCAACUGUCUUAAAAAUUUGUGGCUAUAAAGUUCUACUGCGAUAUGAAGGAUUUGGCAGUGAUGGAUCAAAAGAUUUCUGGAGCAACUUGUUGUCAGAGGAUGUACAUAAUGUUGGCUGGUGUGCCACUUAUGGGAAAAUGUUGGCGCCUCCUAGAACAAUUAAAGAAAAGUAUUCAGAUUGGAAAGAGUUUUUAAUUAAGAGGUUAACUGGAACUCGCACCAUUCCUCCACAUUUUUACACUAAGUCCCAGGAGUGGCUGCAAGAGCACAAGCUUAAAGUUGGGAUGCAGCUGGAAGUCGUCAACAAAAUGUGUGUUUCUGCAAUGAGAGUUGCUGCCAUCAAAGAUAUCAUUGGCUGCAGGCUGCGCUUGAAUUAUCUAGAUAGCAAGGAAGAAAAUGAUGAGUUUUGGUGCCAUAUGACCUCACCCCUUAUUCAUCCUGUUGGUUGGUCACAUAUGGUUGGACAUAAGCUUCAUGCUUCACCUGAGUACCUAAGCUCUUGUAUGAGUAAAGUAACUAUGCAGAAAUAUGGUUGUAACGAUGCCACGCCUGAUAUGUUUCCCAGGUGCAAAGAUCCAGCACAUGGUCUUGCCUUUCAAGUGGGAAUGAAACUGGAGGCCAUUGACCCACUAAAUUUAUCUGCUAUCUGUGUAGCAACAGUCAUGAAGGUUCUUCGCAAUAACUAUUUAAUGAUUGGUAUUGAUGGAUCAAUGGCUGAGAAUGGUAGUGAUUGGUUCUGUUACCACGCAACAUCGCCAUGUAUUUUUCCUGUUGGAUUCUGUGAAAUCAAUAAUCUGGAACUGACACCUCCACGAGGUACAAAAGGUCCUUUUAAGUGGUUUGACUAUCUCAAACAAACCAGGUCUAUGGCAGCACCAGUAAAAUUAUUUGAUAAGGAAAUUCCAAAACAUGGCUUUAGACCAGGUAUGAAGGUAGAAGCUGUUGACCUUAUGGAACCCAGACUUAUUUGUGUGGCAACUGUGACAAAAGUAGUUGGGAGAUUGCUGAGAAUUCAUUUUGAUGGCUGGGAGAACAACUACGAUCAAUGGAUAGACUGCCAGAGCCCUGAUAUAUACCCUGUUGGAUGGUGUGAAGUUAUGAAACAUAGUCUUGAAGGGCCAAGGAGUAGAUUGGAAGGGACACAAGCUAACUCAACCCCAGUAAAUGUAAGAAAGCGCAAAGGAAAAACUCAAAUCUACAGGGGUCCUAGGAAGAAGAGAAGCUCAGGCUCAGAUAAGAAAGCCAAAGACCCGUCCAGAUUUUCACCUUCAUCGUAUGCAGCUAUUGGUGGAAUGGGGAGCCGCUACCAAUCAUUAUCAACUCAAUCUUCCAAAAACAAUGACUCAAUAUUUCCUCCACAUAAAAUGCUCUCCCCUGAAGCAGUUGCUGCAACUCUUCCACCCUUGCUUGAACCAGAUGUUGAUACAAAAGUUAAAAUAGAAGAUGUUGUAAGUCCCACUGUUGGUGCUGAUGCUAAUCCCCCAAUUUUAAGUCCACAUGGAAAAAUCCCACAAGGAUUUUCUCAAGAACUGGCAGAACGUCUCAAGUCAAGCACACCCCUCAAGUCUCUCGGCAACGCUAAUGGCAACAGUAUACUCUCUGAGAAAGCCGCCAAAGCUGCAACAUUUUUAAACAGUAAUAUAAACUCUGCUCCAGAGAAAGAAUCCAUGGAAUCAAAAUCCAAUCGCAUUGCAUCCUCGUCGUCAUUAAUGCUGACUGAUUCAGAAGUUGCUGAGGAAAGUGGGAGUGUUAUUGUUUUGACUUUAUCAUCAAGGUUGCGAGCUUUACACCUCAGCAAGUGGAGCUUAUCAGAUGUUGUCGACGUCCUCAAAGUAAAUGGCUGUGCUGCCUAUGCACAAAUCUUCAUUAAAAAGAACAUUGAUGGAGCAAGUCUCAUGUCCAUGUCCACUGACCAACUAACAAAACUGGUAGCUAUUGUGGAUGGACCAAUCCUUCGUCUCUGUGAUUUAGUGCAGCAAGUCAAGUCAUGUUCUGCAAGCUUACGUGAGGGUGGAGAGAGCAAGCAUUUAUAACAGUUUCAGUUGGGUUUAUAUGAUGUACAGUAAUCAAGAUUUAUUAAUGUUUAUUACAAGUUAAUCAAAUAAGUUAUUAAGUUUAAUUUAGGCAGUUUUUCUCUGAGUGAAUGUGUUAACAGCUGCUUUAUUUAGAUAACUAAAGAAUUUAGUGGCAAGAUCAUGUUGAUGAUCCAGGGAUGGUUUUCAUAAAUAACCAGCUUCCAAAAUACUUCCAUUGAUAACAGUUAUCCUCAUUUAAUAAAUUAUCACUAUCUAUUUUUGUAAGUCUAGACUUAAAAUCUCAAGACAAUAGAUUUUUUAGUGGUAAUUUAAAACAACUUUUUAAUCAGUUAUUAAUAGUUUGUCGUUUUAUAUUCUAAAAGGAAUAAUACUUUGGCACUUAUUUUUGUACUUCAUUAUUUAUUUUUUUAUAUAUUACCAAACAGGUUUUUCAUUUACAUUAGUUUUCCUCCCGCUGUGCCUAUUGACAUUCUUGUGAACAUGAUUCUAUUUGACAAGUUGUAACAUAGCCCAUGUACAAUGUUUUUGAAUGAGGAAUCCUGGUGUGUUUUGAAUCAUCCUGGUUGCUUCUUUCUAAAACAUUUAAUUGAGACAAAAACAAUGUACUAAUAUAUUGAAAGUUGUAUUUUUUUUUUACAAAUUGUGAUAAAGCAUUAAAAGUUCUUGACAGUG
Messenger RNA from Physella acuta, 3555 nucleotides. Its product is annotated as MBT domain-containing protein 1. Gene Ontology annotation, cellular component: nucleus. The record is from RefSeq and is a predicted model, not a curated record. Lineage: Eukaryota; Metazoa; Mollusca; Gastropoda; Physidae. Gene Ontology annotation, biological process: negative regulation of DNA-templated transcription. Gene Ontology annotation, molecular function: chromatin binding; zinc ion binding.